Molecule: messenger RNA, 2621 nt
Organism: Nymphaea colorata (pocket water lily)
Lineage: Eukaryota; Viridiplantae; Streptophyta; Magnoliopsida; Nymphaeales; Nymphaeaceae
Product: anoctamin-like protein Os01g0706700
Exons: 17
Coding region: 310-2328 (672 amino acids)
Biological process (GO): chloride transmembrane transport
Molecular function (GO): chloride channel activity
Source: RefSeq, a predicted model, not a curated record
AGUUAAAAAAAAAAAGUAGUCGCCUCGGAAAUCUCCUCCUCCGCCUGUGCAUUUUCUUCUCCACCUCUUCAACUCCUCAGAGAGUGAGGGAGAUCGAUCAGGGUUUCAAGAGGGCAAUUCUUGGUCUCAUCUCUUUAUUAUUCUUCUCUGUGUUGUACAUGGAGGGAAACAGGGAGAUGGUUGGCGGGCGACGUUACGGCUUCAAUCGGCGGAAUCCCAGCGCAAUCUGAGCAUUCAUUUCUGUGAUCGUCAGGUAUAUCGCUGGGUUACGGGGAGCUGAUUUCCGCUCAAUUUCACCCGGAAAGAGACAUGGCGUGGAUCAAGCGCAUAUGUGCAAAAUUUGCGGAGAAACCAGCUUAUGAGAUGCGGACUGGCGGGGAAGAGACGGACUUUGAAUUCGCUAUCGCCGUUCCAAGAAGGCCGGAGACGAUAGUCUUGGACGUCAAUGCGGAUUGCGCCGUCGAAGUCUUGGUUGCCCAGUUGAGGAAAUCGGGGUUUUAUGUCGAGAGGGUUCGAGGGGUUUUCCACGAGUUCAUCAAGUUGGGAGCGCCAUUGGAAGCUCUCGGCAGGGCAGCAGCUGAAUUAAAGCUGAGAAAACCAACCUCUAUUGGCAUGGAUUUGCAGUUUGAAUGGGAUCAAGUUUCGGCAUUUAUACGACAGCGUGAUGGCUCGUUGUUUAGUUGGCGUGAACGGUUCCGUUGUUAUAAAUACAUGAUGAAACAAGUAGUCAACUCAACUGACUUGGCAGUAACUCUGAGAUUUGGAGAAAAUUUAUAUGCAUGGCAUAGCGGUGAAUCCCUGCUGAAACUGAUGGAGUCUGUAGGAAUGAUAAAAAAAGUAUAUCCAUUACAUGUGGAGAGAAAGAGGAAGCAGCUUAUGCAAAGUUGGGCAUUGAACUGCUUUGCUUUCACAUCACAGCCCAUUGAUGAUAUUCAUUCCUAUUUUGGUACAAAGAUAGCUGUUUACUUUGCAUUUCUUGGAAUGUAUACAAACUGGCUUUUCUUCCCAGCUGCAUUUGGGAUUUUUAUACAGCUGUUUGAUUUUGGAUCAUGGCAGUUAUGGGCACUCCCAGUUUUUUUUGUGUUUAUUAUAUCAUGGGCUGUCCUUUUUUUCCAGUUCUGGAAACGCAAGAAUUGUGCUCUUUUAACAAGGUGGCAGAUAUGCUAUCCUGAAGGGCUCAUCCAAGAACAGACAGUUACCAUAUCUGGGCAGAGUUCACCGGACCAGUUAGAGCCAGAAAUCUCAGAUGGACUUACUACUAAUAAACCUAAGGAGAGAUACAGAGCAUUGCAAAGAGAUGAGUGGCGUGGAAUUUUUAAGAGAUUUAGAAAUGAUGUCCUUGUUAUCAUGGGCAUUAUUUGCCUGCAGUUGCCAUUUGAGUUGGCUUAUGCUUAUCUGUACGAGGCUAUUGGAAUUGACAUUCUAAGGUAUGCACUGACAGCCUUGUACCUUUUGAUCAUUCAGUAUUAUACUAGGCUUGGGGGCAAGGUAUCAAUUGAGCUCAUAAAAAAUGAGAACAAUCAAAGUAGAGAGUCAAAGUCUGAUAGCUUGGUGUACAAGGUAUUUGGUGUCUACUUCAUGCAGACAUAUAUAGGCGUAUUCUAUCAUGUACUUCUUCACCGUGAUUUUGUCAGUCUUCACCAAGUUUUGGUCCAGCGUUUGAUUGUUUCCUUGUUAUUGGACAAUUUACUUGAUAAUUCUAUUCCUUUCCUCAAAUACAGUUACAAGAAGUAUAGGACCUUUUGGAAGAGAAAAUGUCAGAUUGAAGCUCGUGUGGGAAAUCAGCCGGCAUCUAGAGUGGAAAAAGAAUACAUGAAACCAUCAUAUUCUGCUAGCAUUGGAGCAGAAGUUGAAGAUGGAUUAUUUGAUGAUUCUCUGAAGCUGGUUUUGCAGUUUGGAUUGGUGAUGCUGUUUGCUUGUGCAUUCCCGCUUGCAUUUUGUUUUGCUGUUCUGUAUAAUAUGGCAAAGAUCAGAAUAGAUGCACUGAAGCUGCUGACGUUGUUACAAAGGCCCAUUCCUCGUGCAGCACCAACAAUGGGAGCAUGGCUGAAUAUUUUUCAGUUUUUGAUUGUGGUGUCAAUUUGCACAAACUGUGGACUUCUGGUCUUUAUAUAUGAUGAAGAGAGAAAAUGGAGAAUUGAACCUGGACUUGCUGCUAUUCUUGCAAUGGAACAUGUACUGCUUUUGCUGAAAUUUGGAUUCAGCAAUUUCGUACCCGAGGAGCCUGCAUGGGUGAAAGCAAACCGCUUCAAGCAUGUCCAAGCACAAGAUAUGUGCUCCAAGGAUUUACUGAAAAACAUUUGCAAUCGAGGGAAAAAGGAAGAUUAAGUAAUUUUUGCAAUCUUAGCAUCCGAAAGAUCAGUCCAGGCAUGAGGAAUUGGUGGAGAGUUUUGGGGGGCAAUUUUUUAAGAGGACCCAGCGGAACUGCAAGCAAAGAUCUAAACUAAACUGUAAAGGAGAUAGUCUUGUGGAGCUCAUGCACAAAUGAGUAGAACCUGAGUUGUCGAAGAUUUGGCGGCAGCUUUACUUGUAAAGUAGAGAGAACAUAGUAUUGAGUCCGAAUAUCUUGUAUCAUAGAUUCUUUUCUGUUUUCUUUGAAUUUUAGCCCAUUUCAAAUUUUC